Molecule: messenger RNA, 1776 nt
Organism: Suillus bovinus
Lineage: Eukaryota; Fungi; Basidiomycota; Agaricomycetes; Boletales; Suillaceae
Product: ATP-NAD kinase-like domain-containing protein
Exons: 4
Coding region: 199-1401 (400 amino acids)
Biological process (GO): sphingosine biosynthetic process
Cellular component (GO): intracellular membrane-bounded organelle; membrane; cytoplasm
Source: RefSeq, a predicted model, not a curated record
UGAUCAUCUCGCGAGCAUGCUUAAGAUUGGCCGCCUUGUCAAAGCCAAUGGAACCAAGCUGGAUAAGCAUGACAGCAGCACUCCAGGUUCUCCGAGUCUCGUCGCUGGCCUCGGCCCGGUGGGGCCGUGUGUCCUCCAAGAUAACUCGUCCUUAGAUUCCAGAAGGCCUGACUACUUCAACAACAUCUUCAGACCACUAUGGCGAGUUGUCCGCUGCUAGUGAUGUACAAUCCUGUAUGUGGAGAUGGCACUGCCGAGGCCUUUUUCAAUGAACAUGUCUUUCCUCGUCUCGAGGAAGCGCAUAUCCAAGUUACCCAAAAAAUGGUAACUGGAGCCGCUGGACAUGCAGGUACCAUAGCGUUCGAGUUCCUCGAACGAUAUGAGGGCAACGUGACAGUCAUAUUGGGCUCCGGCGAUGGAACAUUGCACGAAAUCAUUAACGCUCUCUCACCCGUGAUACUAAAGGAUGUGCGCAAGAAUUCCGUAUCACCCUCAGUUCGUUUAGUUCUUGUUCCAUGCGGGACGGCAAACGCUCUCUACUACUCGUUAUUCAAGCCAACCUCCAUGAAUGAGGGCUCAGCGUACAAGCUGAAGUCUCUUGAAGCAUUCAUCAGAGGUCCCAAUGUUGUUCCCCUCACACUAGCUGUCACGACCUUGUCUUCCCCACCGAACUCAAAGCAAUGUUGUUCCCAGGUCGCUGUUUCAGCGGUAGUGACCUCUACUGCUUUGCACGCCUCUAUCCUCCAUGACUCCGAGAGUCUGAGGAAAGAAGUGCCAGGCAUCGAAAGAUUCAAAGUUGCUGCGAGGAACAACAUUACACAAUGGUACAGCAGCCAUGUCAAGCUCUUGCCUACCCCAUCUCAGGCUGUGGAGAUAUACGAUCCAGACCAAAAGACUUUCGUAAUUCACAAAGAUUCGGAUGCUCAAGGCAUCGUGGAUGUGUAUGGCCCAUUCGCAUACUUUCUUUCUACGGUCAAUGUCGAUCGUUUGGAACCUGCUUUCAGAAUCACCCCUCUUGCGUCUGACUUUGUUUCGUCGGAGGUCUCGCUAGACCUUGUCAUGAUUCGACCUCAGCGUGAUCCCACCUUUGUCAUGGAUAGCGUAGAAGCUCGAAAUGCCUUUGCAGAGAAAUCAAUUGCCGUAUUAACUGCAGCAUACCAAGAUGGGAAUCAUAUCAACUUGAAAUACACCGAGGAUGGAAAGGUAACCACUGAAGGGACUGGUCCCACUGUGGUAGAAUAUAUCCGGUGCAAAGGAUGGGAAUGGACACCUGAUGACGUCGAUGAAAAGGCCCACCUUCUAUGCUCAGAUGGAGCCAUAUUCUCAAUUGUAAAAGGCGGAAGGGCAGCAUGCAGGGCAGCAGUACCAGCCGAUGGAGCAGAUUUUUUGGUAUACGUCUAAUGUCAAGCAAAGUUAUUCCAAUUUCAGGAGGUAUCUUGGUCGAAAACAACUUGCUGUCAGAAGUACAUCUCGUACGAUAGACUUUCUUCAAGAUAUGUUUUUUGUUCUAUCACUGGCAUAGUUUAUUCAACGGUGCGUGCUUGAACUCAUUGUCAAACAGAACGGAAAUUGGGUUAACGAUCGUUGCGUACUAAUUCUGCGACAUCUACCUGUCUCACUGCGCUCCAAUAGGCGCAUCGCCCCUCGGCCUUUAAUUUGGAGUUAAGCACUGGUGUCCCUCUCGCACGGAGUAAGGCAGUAACAAGCUUGCUAUGAGCCAUUGCCAUACACCUUAGCAGAACUUUGAAUAUAUUGUAUGGAUGCACUUAGCGCGGG